AAUGGUCAAGAGUACCGAGGAAUAUGUUAGUAUACGUUUUAACAAGAAAUUUACAUUUUUACUCAAGUUAUCGCUUGCACAGACAGACCGACAGACAUCCAGAACUCAACGCGUCUUUCCUUCUGAUCAUUUUAAUAUUGUAUAUAAAUAUAUAUAAUCAUUAGUUUUAGGUUUGUUGAACCAAAAAUGUUUUACUCUGUGCAAUAUGGGGUUAAUUACAAACAGAAAAAUUAAAUGAACUUGUACGAGUCAUGUGAGUGAAUUUUUUGAAACGAGUAUAUCAAUAUCAGUACAAAAGCUGGGUAUGACCCUUCAGACCCAAAUUGUACGUAAAUUAAUUUUAAACCGGAACAUAAAAGCGUGCGAUAACCAACAGCUGCCACCUCCUAAUCCAGGGUGUUAUGCGACUCCCGUGCCCAUUGGAUGAUUUGCAGACAGGAGGUAAAUUCGGCUGUAUUUUAACGGAGCCUUCUCAAUACCGGGCUGCAUUGGGAAGUAACGGUGGCCUAACCCCGCCAAGGGGCUCUGGCGCGAUGGACUUUUGCGUUCCCUUUACUAAACGUUGACCGGACGGCUCGCCACGUCGAGCCCACGGUCGUAAGAACAAGAUGAAUAACAACAACGGACACAACAAGGCAACAAAAACUACGAAUAGACAAAGACAAGACCAAUAAAACAAGCACCGGUGCAGGUAAGGGAAGUUCAGGGGCUAAACAGAAGUUCAGCUUCCUGGACGCGCUGUCGCCAAAAGAGUGGGCACUGUUUGAGGAGCAUGCAAGGGACGAUGACGACGACAUGCCCUCGGGUGGCAACGCGAAGGACGGCAAAGACGACGACCAGCUGGUCACAGGGGAUGGUCUGGGCAUACUGCUGAUCCAGGAGCCAUGGAUCUACACAGGAGAGGUCAGAGGCCUCAAAACGGUGAAUAAUAAGGUAAUCUGGUCGCUGUGCAGGCUAAAAGCAACGAAGGAGAUGACUUUGUCCUGGACGCGGCCUACUUUCCGAGAGACACACUGACAUCACCCCCAGAGGCCGUCGGAAACCUUGUGGAAUACUACAGCAGGAAUAACCUGCCCCUCGUCCUGGGAUGCACCGCCAACGCCCAUCACACGGAGUGGGGCAGCACGGACUGCAAUACACGGGGUGAGUCUAUGCUUGAAUUUAUAGUCAGUAGGAAUUUAAGUAUUGAAAACGUGGGGUGCGAACCCACCUUUGUAACCAGUGCAAGAAGGGAGGUGCUUGGCAUCACUCUUGACAGCAGGGUGUCUGCACUACACCAUUCCAUUAUAGAUGAUCAUGUUUCCAAACAGGGAUCGCAUCGCUUCACUAGCACCUAGCAGUAUAUUGGAUUUCAUCAAUAUGCUGCGGCUAGAUGAGUCGUUGUGACCUAAGAGAGGGCAGAAUAGACCAUAGGUCGCGGUGCAUACCUCUAUCCUUAUCUAAUCUAAUCUAAUAAAAGCAGCUUACCGAUAAAAAAACAAACAUACUAUAAGCAGCGGUUGUGUCUCUCUACUGAUUAUAAUUCGUAGGACUGUCCUGCUUUCCACUUAUCACCAAAACGUUUUUGAGCUCAAUAUAUAAAUAUGUUGAAUGAAUAAAUAUAAAAUAAUCAGAAAUUAAAUCAGUUUUAUUUCUGCAUUGUACAACAAACGACUAGUUACUCAUUUCUGAAGUAAACUUGGACGGGUAAAAUUAUAAAGAAUCCAAAAAAUUUAAUUUCACAUUCUUGAGGUUGUUCCUGGAGUAGACUCUGAGUUGAGAUAUCCUUAUUGACAACCGUGGUAUAGUACUUAGAGAUGCAAAGGCAACCAACCGACUUCUCAUAAGAAUCGUCAGCCGUUCAGAGGUGGCUUUAAAUUUGUAGAUUCCCUCAUUUUGUGCGUCAAAUUCCAAGUGCAAAUGAAGAUUUAGUGAAAAGAACGUGUAUUUUAUAAGCAAUAAGAAAGAAUAGUUUUUUAAAUAUAUACCUACGUAAUACUUGUAAAUAUAAAGGGCGUUUCGUGAUAAUAUAAUAAAUAUAGGUAUGAGAAAUGCUAAAAACACUAUUUAUAAAUUAAGAACGGUUGAACCGAUUUGGCUGAAAAUUGAGAAUUGCGAAAAAAAAAUGGUAUUUAUUGCACUCAUCGUCGCGCUUCUUCAAGCGGCGAGCACAGAGGGAUCUAACCACGAGCCUUCUCUGGACGAUGUGCCACUUUCAAUUUAUGUAGAUGCCAGUAAGGAAAUAGACUAUUUUAUUAGCUUGGCGAAAUUAAUCGAUGAAAAACAAAGAAUUUUAGAGGAGGCAUUGGCAAGGCUGUCAGCGGAAGUCAAAGCAACGGAGGAAAGGUGGAAUGAAAGGCUGUCAGCGGAGGUCAAAGAAACGCAGAGGUUGAAUGAAAGGCUGUCAGCGGAAGUCAAAGCAACGGAGAAAGGUGGACUGAAAAAUCACACGUGCUAUUUUCACCUAAUUUAUUGUUUAUUUGUCUUCAUAUUGCAAUGGUGUCCAGAGAGCUUAUCUACUUACAUAAAUUUACUCACCAAGUUUGAAUAUUAUUUCUUCCAUUUUUAUAUCUUUAAUUUUGGUUUCUAUCAACAAUCUACUUACAGUCCCGAUAUUGCCACUCUUCAUAAACGUCCAGCAGAGCUUGCUUGCGAGAAGAUAACAAGUAAACUACAAUCGAUUGGAGUGACAAGUAUUACUGAUGCAGCCGUUCACUUAGGGGCCUUUACUGAAGGUGGUUUUAAACUCUGGGAAUUAUGUUAUUUCGCUCUGAUCGACACACGUUUUGUGUUAACUGCGGCAGAUUGCUUGUCUUCUCAUAACGUUACAACGCUGGAACUGAACUUGUACAUUGUAUUGAAGAAAGUGAAGGCAAUUCACAUACAUCCCGAGUUUUCAAUAAAUCCGGCGCUUAAUAAUAUUGGGUUGAUUGAAAUGAACAGUGAAGUGGAAUACACUUUCGACCUGUAUCCAGCUUGUAUGUACACUUCAGCAUUCAAUCCAAAGAGUGGCCUCAUGGAAAGAGGUACGAAAGUUCAGAUUGUGGCAGACUCGGAAUGUCUUAAUAAGCAUACUACUCAACUACUCCCCAAUCAAAUGUGUGUAAAGAGCUUGACUCACAAUUGCCGUCAGAAGGGUGAACCAAUAUUUGUUAUAAACGAAGAAACAUUCAGCAAACACCAGCUGGUCGGAAUUAUAGGAAAGCGAUCUUGCAUUGAUGAACCCUAUGUGAUAACAAAUGUGUUUGCAUACUUAGACUUUAUAGAAAGCAUUGUCUGGCCGAAAAAAGAAAAUUGAAAUUUAAAUGGAAACAAUAAAUUUAUAGGGUUUUACUCACCAUAUUUUUAA
This is a messenger RNA of Bactrocera oleae (olive fruit fly), 3328 nucleotides long. The record is from RefSeq and is a predicted model, not a curated record. NCBI's taxonomy places the organism in Eukaryota, Metazoa, Arthropoda, Insecta, Diptera, Tephritidae.